GCCGCCGGAUGCCGGCCUGGGUGCAGCACAGGGCGGAGGGCUCUCCUGGACCGGGAAAACUGCAGUUCCCGGCAUGCUCUGCCACGGGUGCGCCUGCGUAUGGGAGCUACUGCCCCUAGGAGCGGGUUGGUUUAAAACGCUCUCUUAGUUCCAUGGAAACCCGGUAGCCUGCCUCAGUACGGAACCUCAGGCGCACGGAUGGACUGUGGGGUGAGGCUGCCAGGCCCUGGGCGGGUAUGUAUGGAAACUACAGUGUCCAGAUCAGUCCUUUCUCCAACCCACAUCAGUGCUACAGCUUCUGAAACAUUCACCAUACUUCAGCAGAGGAUGAGAAUAGUUGAGGAACAAACCAGUUCACUGAGGGAUGACCUAAUAAUAUUGGACUUUUGUGAAGAAAGAGGCCAGUUGGAAAUUCCAAGCUGUUUAGAAGACCUGGAGAGCCAGAAAGUCAUUAGUCCUAUCCAAAAUGAAGUAAUUUGUGCAGGAAAAACUGACAUUUUAUGGAAUAACUGUGAGUUUCUGGUAAAUCGAAUGUGCCGUCUUGAAAGCCUCGUUCAGGCCUUGAAGAUGAAUAUCUUUUGCCUGCAAACUGAAAAGGAUUUGAAUCCUCAGAAAACAGCUUUUCUGAAAGAUCGAUUGAAUACAAUACAGGAUGAGCAUUCUAAGGAUCUGAAGCUGUUGCGUCUCGAAGUUAUGAAUUUGCCCCAGCAACUGAGAGCUGUAAAAGAGGAAGAAGACAAGGCACAAGAGGAGGUGCAGAGGUUGACUACUACUCUGGAGAUUGCCUUGCAAACAAAGAAGAAUGCAGCUGUUGUUGAAGAGGAACUGAAGACCACAAAACGUAAAAUGAACCUAAAAAUUCAGGAGAUAAGACAAAAAGGUGGAGGGAGACAACUGGCUCAGGAGAAGUACCUUAGGGAGUCUUUAGAGAAAUCAGGAUCAGCCAUGCUCCUCAAAAUACAAGAAAUGGGAUCAACAGUGGAGGUAGAACGAAAACAGGUGCACAUUUUGCAGCAAAACUGCAUUGCUCUACGCGAUUCUAUACAGAGCACUCAAGAACUACUGUCCCAGGAACAGAAAAAAAAGGAGUUGGAGACUGCUACUUCACAGCUCAAAUCUGAUCUAAUUUCUAGAGAUGAUCUCAUAUCCAAAUUGGUUGAAGAAAAUAAGAACAUGUAGAUAUCUUUCAACAAGGAACACAAAGAAAAUGAAUAUUUGAGGUCUGAAAUAAUCUCUCUUCAUGAAGCAUCAGAAAAAGCACAAGUUUUAAGUGACCGAUUGACUAAAAAGUGUUCAGAGCUGAGCUGCAUGCUUCAGACUGUUAGUAUGGAGAAAGCCAGAAUCAUUGCUGAGCAUCAGGCCAUUCUGCAGGUAGAGCAGAAAAUGAUGACUCAGACAUUUCAAGAAUAAAACUUACUGCUGGAUGCAGCCCAUGCCAGUAUCACAAAUGAACUAUAGACCGUUCAGAAUGAGAAAACCCAACUCCAAGAACAUCUGGAUCAUUUAAUCCUUGAGCAUAACCAGUGUAUCCAGAAAGCACAGGAGGCUGAAAAGAGAACAUCUGUGUAAAAAGAGCUGCUAGAAUCAACUAUUGCAAGAUUGCGAGGUGAAUUGGAAGCAUCAGUGCAAGAGAAGAAGUUUCUGCUAGAGGAGAAAGAAAGAUUUCAGAGGGAGGUUAAUAAAACAGAAAAAGAAAAAGCACAAGAAAGAAGCAAUUUGGAAAAAGAAUUAGCUAAAAACAAGGUAGACAUAAACACAUUAACUCAGAACCUGCAGACUCUCGAAGAAGAGAAUAAGCAGCUGGUAGAUCAAAUGGCUUCCCUAGAACUUCAGCAAGUCACUUCUGAUUACCAUGGGCUUGUCCAACAGAAGGUGGAAAAUGUCUUGGGAAAAAUUACUGAUAGUAAAAAUAAACUGGCCUAUGAAAAGGGAAAGCUCCAGAUAAAAGUUAAACAGCUAGAAGAACAAGUACAGUCUUUUACUGACACCAGCUUACAGAAUGACCAACUACGAAAGUUGAAUAAGGCGCUAGAGGCCAAACAUGUUCAGGCAAACUCAGAACUCAGUGCCAAGAAGGUACACCUGCAACAGGCAGAUGCUCACCUGAAAGAGGUGAUAUCUAUUCUUGAAAGAAGUAAAGAGGAGCUGUCUCGAACAGUGAAUUGUCACAACGCAGCCCUGAAAGCGGACCUGGAGGCUAUGGAGGGCAGGGAAAACAAGAAGGUGGGAAACUUUCAGCGACAAUUGGCAGAGGCUAAAGAAGAUAACUGCAAAGUCACAAUCAUGUUGGAGAAUGUCCUGGCUUCUCACAGUAAGAUGCAAGGUGCUCUGGAGAAAGUACAAAUAGAGCUUGGGCAGAGGGAUUCAGAGAUUGCAGGCCUCAAGAAAGAAAGGGAUCUCAAUCAUCAGAGGGUGCAGAAGCUGGAAGCUGAAGUGGACCAGUGGCAGGCCAGGAUGCUUGUCAUGGAGGACCAGCAUAACAGUGAGAUUGAAUCUCUACAAAAAGCUCUAGAUAUAGCUAGAGAAGAUAACAGGAAACUGGCUAUGAGUCUGGAACAAGCUGUCCAGACAUAUAAUCAUCUGCAAACAAAGCUAGAUCAUAUGCAAGAGCAAUUAGAAAGCAAAGAACUUGAGCGACAGAAUUUGGAAAUCUUCAAAGAACGGAUGACUGAAGAGUCCAAAGUGGAAGCAGAAUUGCAUGCUGAACACAUAGAAGCUCUAAGAAAGCAGUUUCAAACUGAGAGAGAAACUGCAAAGAAAGUGGCACAACGGGAAGUGGCUGAGCUGAAGAAAGCCCUUGAUGAAGCUAACGUCAGAUCAGUGGAAGUGUCCCGGACCAACCGAGAGCUGCGACAGAAACUUGCAGAGCUAGAAAAAAUGCUAGAAAGUAACAAGGAGAAAAUAAAGAAUCAGAAGGCCCAAAUAAAGCUCCACUUGUCAACUAGGGCGAAUAAUGCUCAAAAUAUGGAAAGGAUGAAGCAAAUAGAAACAGAAUUGAAGGAAAUGGAGCUAAUUAAGGAUCAAUAUCAGAAAAAAAACUUUGAACAGUCUUUGAGUAUCCAGAGAUUUGUGUGUGAAAUGACUAACCUGCAGAAAGAGAUGCAGAUGUUGGCCAAGAGCCAAUAUGAUGCCUCAGUACGGAAUAAACAACAAGAGCAGCGCCUAGAAGCAGAGUGGAAAAUAAGGCAGGAGCUAGAGAAUCAGUGCCAGAAAUUAAAAGAAACUGUCAGGCACCUGAAGAAAUGUAAAGAGGCAACAGAGAAUAAACUGAAAGAAGCUAGUGUGGAAUCAGAACAGAUAACCGCUAAUCUGGAGCAAGCUCAUCGCUGGUUUAAGCACAGGUUUGAUGGUCUACAACUUGAGCUGACAAAAAACCGGUUGCAGAGGCCUUCUGGGGAAGACAGGUGUCAGGAAGAGGACCAAGAUGUAAGACAUGAUGUCAUGUCCAGCCAACGUGUUCUGCAUCGAUGGGAGAAAAAACAGAAUCUUAGGCCCAUGCCUAAGAAGUAUCAUUCUGAGGUACAGAGGAAGUAAUGUCCUUGACAAGGGUACUUCUUUAUGUAUAGCUCCACUCCAUGAUUCCACGAGCCUGGCAGCCAGGGCUGUCUGUUUCUACAGUCAUAAGAGCUUAAAGUCUUUGAUGUGGGCUGAAGAUUUCAGACCUGAGUUUAUAAUUUUAUGAACUCUUAUAUCAGUACAGAACUACUCCGGUUUUUUUUUUUUUUUUUGUCCCUUUUCACAUUUUCCACCCAAUAAAUUUAUAUUAGUUUGUUGAAUGAUAGGAGAUCGUGUUGCAUGAUUUUUGUCUGUUUUUCUAAUAAGUAUGUUUUAUGAAAAAGUUUUUAGCAAGGUUCUAAAUGAUAUUGCUACUAAAUGAUAUGAUACUUUGUUUCAAUGAUGUGUCCUACUCCAACAUGUAGUAGAAAAUUCCUGGAAAUAGAAUUGUGUGAAAAAUGGUAGAGUCCUUGCUGUCUUGUAAACUUAUUUCUGAGUUGGGUAAUUACCAGCAUAUCAUUUUUCUUUCUUUUCUUUUGAGAUGGAGUCUUGCUCUGUUGCCAAGCUGGUGUGCAGUGGCACAAUCUUGGCUCACUGCAGCCUCCACCUCCCAGGUUCAAGCAAUUUUCCUGCCUCAGCCUCCUGAGUAGCUGGAACUAUAGGCAUGCAGCACUACACUCAGCUAAUUUUUGUACUUUUAGUGAAGAUCGGUUUUCACCAUGUCGGCCAGGAUGGUCUUGAUCUCUUGACCUCGUGAUCUGCCCGCCUCGACCUCCCAAAGUGUUGGGAUUAAAGGCAUGAGCCACUGUGCCUGGCCCAGCAUUUCUUUUAAAAGGCUAAUAUCUCCUUUCUCAAAUAAGGCAUUUCAGAGAUUAUGUUUACAGCUUGCUUUGUCAUUUAAAAAGUUAUAGAAUGCAGCAGUCUGUUCUGCUCAGGGAGACUAUGCCUGACCAACAUAGCUCUUCCUUACUGUAAUUAAACAAUAAGUUCAGCUUUGUCUUUUUAUUUCAGAUGUUGAGUGGUAGAUUAGGUAAUCCAGAUUUGACAUAUGUAAGUGGAUGGCAUACCACCUGGCUUAAUUAAUACUCAAGUAAUCAUGGCUGCUGCUGCUAUUAUCAGGACUUAAAUCAAGUAAGCAAUCAUGAAACUGGAAAUAAUAUCAAAUAUAAGACUGUCAAAGGUUGAUGAGCCUACCACUCAAUAUCUGAUAUAAAAGAGAAAGCUGAUUUUAUUGCUUAUUAUAUAGUAAGGGAGAACCUGUUGUUCAGGCAUAGUCCUUGAGCAGAGCAGACUGUUAAUCUCAUAUAGAUUUUUUGGAAAUAAUGGAAUUCAUAUCAAAAUCUGUAGAGUGUGGUUACUAGAGUGAGACUAUUUAUUGAUCAUAUUCAGAAACAUGUAAAUGGGAGUGGGUCCAUUUCUGUUUAACCUUAGGAAUAAAGGACUCUCACUGGUU
Molecule: messenger RNA, 4948 nt
Organism: Callithrix jacchus (white-tufted-ear marmoset)
Lineage: Eukaryota; Metazoa; Chordata; Mammalia; Primates; Cebidae
Gene: CCDC150
Product: coiled-coil domain containing 150
Source: RefSeq, a predicted model, not a curated record